CCGACAUGUAAGAGCUGGAUAACUAUUCCCCGUGUGAUCGACACCCAUCCGCAGCUGAUUCCAAUAAAAUGAAAAAGGAUGAGCCCUUCAGGUCAGUAGUCCGGCACUGAUUGGAGACAUGUUCUAAGAACGACAUCUCAGCUACCAUGAAAGGAUUAGGAGCCAACCGCAGUCGUCACCUGUCUGACUCGUGUGAACAAGCAGGAUGCCCCCAGAAGCCUCUCUGUCCUUUGACCUCUGACCCUCACAGCUCCUUCCUGUUGAGCCCCAACAUAAAUCACUAUGGCACCCUGGACCCCCAUCUCCACCAGUGCUCUCCCACCAGCCCAACCACCCUGACUCCUGACUGCUUGCUGCCCUUCAGCCAGAUGUCCAACAGCAGCACCUUCCCUCGCCUGCACUUCACCUCCCAGACUGAUCAGGUUGACUGCUCGCAGGCCUGCAUGGCUGGUGGUGGUGGAGUUGGGCAAGGCAGCAGGGGGGGUACACUAACCAAUUCCUUGUCUAUGGGCAUGGGUUUGGGUCUAGGUCUUAGUGGUGCUCCUAUGAUCACCAGUGGAUCAGCGACCAUCUCCUCUGCAGCAGCGGCCAAAAUGAAUCGGUUACCCUCGAACCUUUUGGAUCAGCUAGAGAGGCAUCUGCCCCUGCAGCGUGAUGGCUUCAGUACGCUGCAGUUUCAUAGAGGACGAAUGUCAAAGCAACGCAGCGAGAGCCCAGGACGCAUACGCCACCUGAUGCACUCUGUGCAGAAACUAUUUGCCAAGUCCCAGUCCUUGGAAAACUCUGCAAUGAAAGGGAGUCUAAACGGACGCUCUGCUGGAGGAAGCACCACAGGAACUGGUGAGGAUGGUGGUAGACCAACCCGCAGGAGCAAGAGUAAAGAUAGGGCUAAAACUGAAGGGCCAAAGCAGAGACCUAGGCCCAAUGCACUGGGCCUCUGGAGCUCAGACGAUGCCCUAGACACUGACACCACCAAAGCUGGCACUAUUGCUGUAGGCUACCGCAACCCCCUGAGCAUGAUGACUCUUGGCAGAGCGGUGUCAGACAGCCAGGCUAGACAUAUCCCACAGGGCUACAACACAAUUUCUGCACAUACUCUCAAAACCUCGAAAAGCAGCAGUGACCUCAAGUUUCUGGCAUGCCCAGCGACACAGGUAGGAACCAAGGAAGAAGAGGGAAAAACCAGGGGAAGCAAGGAUGAUACACUGGUGAAGAGGGGCUCCUGGUCCACUCUCACCCUCAGUCAGGCCAGGCAAGUGUUACAGAAGGGCUCUGCUACAGUCAACAGGACCCUUCUUAAAUCUAAGUCAUGCCACCAAGACCUGGCACAACACUUUCUUCAGGUAGGAGGGCCAGUCCCACUGGGGGACUGGGCAGGAACUAUGGGUCGUGCUCGGGCCGGUGGAACUGAAAUCCCCUGUCGAAGGAUGCGCAGUGGCAGCUAUGUGAAAGCUAUGGGAGACUUAGAAGACAGUGAGGACUCAGAGGGGAGCCCCAAACCUUCCCCCAAAUCUGCUGCCCGUCGUCACAGUUACCUGAAGGCCACACAGCACUCUCUGAGUGAGCAGCAGCCACCUCCACCUCCACGCAACUCCCUGCCGUCACUGAAAGAGCUGUCGACCAAUCGGAGCCUCGAUAACUUAGACUGCCUGGUGAGCCCAUUGGAGGCCCCUCCACGCCACAGGAACAAUGAUUUCAGCCAGUGCUUGGGCACACUGGGCAGAGGCUCGGGCACUCAGCGUGUGAGUCUGCACACGUUCUUUCAGGUAUGCGGGCAGGGCUUUGGGCAUUCAGUACCGUACUGUGAGGGGGAAUCGCAGGCAGUGGAGGCUCUGGAUCUGCCUGCACCUACGUGCUUCCGGUCGCGCAGCCACAGCUACCUGCGGGCCAUCCAGGCAGGCUGCUCCCAGGAUGAAGAUACGGCCUCUGUGGACUCAGACUCACCACCACCCACCACUACAGGCUACAGCUACAACUCCAGCACCAUCAGCAAUAGGAAGGCUCCUCCUCCAGUCCCGCCCCGCACCACAUCCAAGCCACUCAUCUCAGUGACGUUGCAGAGCAGCACCGAGUCAGCCCAGGACACAUACUUUGACCAGCAGGACCGUGGCAGCGAGGCCAAUAGCCAGUCAGGACGCAGCAACUCCUCAGACAGCCUCUGUAGCAUCCGCACGGGCAGUCUGGCUAAGGGGACCCAACCUCCACCAGCCCCUGUCCCCGCUGCACCCCCUGCACCGUCUGCAGGCUCUGUACCGCCUGUUCCAGCCCCUCGUGACCUCCCACCUCCCUCUACCACCACCACUGUCGCCACUACUACCACUUCUACGUCUACCCAGUCCCAAAAUGACACCCUGAGCUUUUCUUUCACCUUAGAGCAGCCUCCGACUGCACCCAAGAGGAAACUCUCCUCUAUUGGAAUUCAGGUGGAUUGUGUUCUGCCCGUCUUGAGAGAAGAACCAGUACCCCUGACUACACCCCUCAAGUUUCAGUCAAUUGGAGUUCAAGUGGAGAACGGCAGGCCUCUCAGCCGGGACAGCAGCAUGGCCUCAAGACAAAAUACGGAGUGUGAGCCUCAGGAGCCCCAGGAUACCACGCCCACAGAAAACAACACAUCCAACUGCACCAGCAGUCAAACGGCAAAUACCACUGCACCUGACAGACAGGACAAAGCCAUGGAACAGCAGCACCUUAAACACACCUCGGCCUCAUCCAGGAUAUCGACCUCACCCCCAGAGAGUCUGGAUCCUGCUUUAGACCCCUCCUCGCUGCCGCCGCCAGAUCCCAGCCUGGAGACUGGAAACUGCAGCUCCCACGGAGACGCUGUUCAGCCCGGCACGCCAGCUUGCCUCCGAGACGGCAACUGGUUCCUGAAGCUGCUGCAGGCGGAAACGGGCCGCAUGGAGGGCUGGUGUCAACAGAUGGAGCAGGAGACCAAAGACAACAAGCUGUCAGAGGAGGUGUUGGGGACGAUCCGCAGUGCAGUAGGCAGCGCUCAGCUCCUCAUGUCGCAGAAGUUCGAGCAGUUCAGAGGUCUCUGUAAUGAGAACUUGAACAUGAACGCCAACCCACGACCAACAGCACAGGACCUCGCAGGGUUCUGGGAUCUGCUACAACUCUCAAUAGAAGACAUCAGCAUGAAGUUCGAUGAGCUCUACCAACUGAAAGCCAACAACUGGCAGCUCCCUGAGAAACCAGAGAAGGAGGAAAGCAAGCAGCUGCCAUCAUCCGUGCCAAAGAAGCAGUCUAAGCCCAAGCUGUCAGCGGGGAAGGACAGGAGCGUGGACUCGGCUGUGGACAAGCAGCGGCAAGAAGCCAGGAAGAGGUUGAUGGCAGCGAAGCGCGCCGCAUCAGUACGACAGAACUCCGCCACGGAAAGCGCCGACAGCAUCGAAAUCUACGUCCCUGAGGCCCAGACCCGCCUCUGAGAGCGAACCAGCACCGAUCAUCGAGAGGGGGGGGGGUCACUCACUCCAGACAUUCAUUGACACAAAACACACAGACAGAUCUGACAUGAACACACAGAUGUACAACGGAUGCACCGAGGCCGAUCCCUCAUAGCAGCACAACUGAUGACAGGAGACACGUGGGGUUCACAGGGCACAUAAACAAUCCAGAAUAAUCCAGUUCAUCACCCUGCUGCUGGGACUGAAAUAACCUUGACGGAUGUUUAGUACUAUUGUUAUUAUUGACAUUAUAAUAAUUAUUAUCUCCUAAAGUAUAUCAGGACUCUCUUAAAUGUGCAAGUAUCUUGGAUAAGGACAUCCUGUACCUUGUGAGCUGAAGAAUCUUGGUAUCCCAGAAGUUUACUCUCUUAAAACUCCCUUCACUGCUGAGUCUACCGGCAAGUUGUGGCUGCCUGGUUUACGAGCUGAGCUACCAUCCACACACACUCAGGACACACAUGCAGGUGUACUCGCUGUCCACAGAGUCUUCCUGUUCUCUAUUUGUAUUAGGCUGCCACUCAUUGGGCGUGGUGUGUACGCUUUACUGUGUAAGAAUUAUAAGAUGACGUUCAUGUACUCAGAGGUUUAAAAUGCAGAGAACCAGAGGAAGGCAGUAGCAUAUAUAUUAGAAAUAUCACACUAUUACAAUGUUCAUUUUGUAAAUGUUGUAUACCAGAUUAUUUGUUAGAAGGAGGUCAGUGUUCAGUACCAAGGUAGUUUUUUAUAGAUCAAGUACAUGUACUGUCAUGAUAUAUUAGCACUUGAUGCAAUCAUUCACUCCACCUCUCUCCCGUUCUCCUCGUCUCCUUUUCACAAACGCACACUACAGUCUGUCUGUGAAUACCCAUCUUUAAAUUCUUAACAUUCGUUUUGUUUUUUUGUGAAGGGAUGUGAGGAAACGACUGCCCAGCUAGUGAGUUACAGAGGAAUGUAUGAAAUGUGUGCAUUUACAGCUCAUGUCGACUUGAUCGCUGCACUUUCCAUUCACCUCGGAUCAAGUCCGCCCUCUUAUGUUUUCUGCCUGAUCAUUCUGACUUUCACCGCAUCCUCCCGUGAUGUAGGGGACCAAGACAUUCACCACUGAUAAUGGCAUUCCCAUUCAACCAGUCUACGUGUGAUAGGGUGGGGGUAUACUUGCUACUGGAAAGUACAUGGAAUAGCAUAGCAAUAAUAAAAUCGUAUUAGCAAGCAGUGCAGUAGGUACCCAGUCUUAAAUUAUUUAAUUCAGCAUUUCCAAUAAGAAUUUCUUAGCAUGAAGGAUGAAUGUUUUUUUCUUUUUAUGAACUGACUGCCCUUGAAAUGACUAAAAUCUCAGGUCGAACACUCAAACUCAACAGUAAAAACCACUAAUGGAUGGAUUAUUUAUGUAACCAUAAAGUGAAUUGGGCGAAUGCUUAGAGCUGAUGCCAGAGAAUUCAUUUCCAGACCUGCUCAGUGUUCUUAAGUAAGAACGAGUUUUGGUAAAGUUUGCUGCCGUGAAGUACAGGUGUUUAAUUUCACUGCUGAGAUCAGCGGUCGACUUCACUCCUCUUUCUAGCAGCUUGAACUCCCACCCGUUUGUUGAGAAUAAAAACCUGUGGUACAUCUUUUUUUUAUUUUUUUAUUUUAAUUUAAAAUUUUUAAUGUCAUUUGACAUGUUUUGUGACUUGCAUCUGAAAUGAGGUCAACCUAAAACAUGUCUUGACUUCUGUAAUUAUAAUAAUUAAUGGUGCUGCGAUGGACUUCAUAUUGUGCCAACACGGCAACGAUCAUCAACAUUUCAGUGUCAUUUGAUGAAGCUUUUAUUUAAAUUGUUUUUUUAUUUUUUAUUUUAUUUAAUCUGCUCAUGAAUUCAGCUGUCUGUGUGUGCAUUCUCAGCAAAGGUUUGUUCGUGUUUGCAUCAGCUCACUCCGGAUACGCUCUGCCAUGUCUCUGUCUUAAACUCAUGACACUUUGAUUAUGGGACUGGAAUAUUUUACACGUCUCAGUUUUCUCUAAUGGAAACACAAGUGCCAAGGGUACAUGAGUGGAGCCGGGCAUAGCAGAUACUCAUGCACAAGUGUAGGUCGACUUAACUUUUUUUUUUUUUUUUUUGUUUAUUAGUAAGAGCUGGCUCUCCCCCUACUGGUCAGUCCUUGCGUGACACUCCAGACACCUUUGUUCUGCUCCAUUUUGAAUCUUUUAAGUUAACAUCAAACAAGAAAUGAAGUUGAACUGGGAAUGCUGACACAACACCAAGUUGUUGAUUUUCUUAUUUUCUUAUUUGUAUUACAUCAACAAUGGACAUGUGCAUUUCAUUGUCCAAAAAAAUCAUUAAACAUCCCUUUGCUACA
Messenger RNA from Larimichthys crocea (large yellow croaker), 5755 nucleotides. It is a transcript of the gene dlgap4a, whose product is annotated as discs, large (Drosophila) homolog-associated protein 4a. Gene Ontology annotation, cellular component: glutamatergic synapse; postsynaptic specialization. Gene Ontology annotation, biological process: signaling. The transcript is spliced from 11 exons. Lineage: Eukaryota; Metazoa; Chordata; Actinopteri; Sciaenidae. The record is from RefSeq and is a predicted model, not a curated record. The coding region runs from base 147 to 3425 and encodes 1092 amino acids. Gene Ontology annotation, molecular function: molecular adaptor activity.